Molecule: messenger RNA, 928 nt
Organism: Sinocyclocheilus anshuiensis
Lineage: Eukaryota; Metazoa; Chordata; Actinopteri; Cypriniformes; Cyprinidae
Product: cytohesin-interacting protein-like
Exons: 8
Coding region: 14-652 (212 amino acids)
Molecular function (GO): protein binding
Source: RefSeq, a predicted model, not a curated record
ACACACUCUGAAGAUGACAGCAUCUGUUCAAUACAUAAGAAAACUGCUGGGAAAAAGCAGCUGUGCGACAAGCAACCUGUUGAACACUGGACACAAAACACAGAAGAACACUACCGAUUCUAAAACCAUCAGGAACAAAGAUGGAAAAAGUCAUAAAAGAAACGUAGUGCAAUUCCAAGACAACACAACAGAGCAGUAUAUACGGAAAAGUGUCGUUUUAAGAAGAAAAGAAAAUGAAACUUUUGGGUUUGACAUCCAGACAAGCAGUGUUGAGAGAAGCAUCAGUACUGAGCAGGAUUUGGGCUCGUGUGUGUGUUGGGUGAAGGAGAACAGUCUGGCAGAGAGUAGUGGGUUAAUGACAGGUGAUGUUAUUAUAACGGUCAACAGUGUGUAUAUUGCUGGAUUCACUCAGCAGCAGAUCAACAAUCUGGUUCAAAAGUCCUCCACCUUAAUGAUGGAGAUUAUCAGAGGUUCUACAGAAAAGCAGAGACAAUUGCUUAGCAAGCGUUAUCUCCUGCAGAAACAGUUUACAGAGAAAUGCGAAGAGCUUCAGACACUCAUCGCAGAGGAAGUGCGUCUGGCAGGAGGUGCUGUGGAAAACAUCCAGAAGCUAAAUGUCCUUCCUGCAGAAUCCUCUGCGAACCUUUGCUGACAGUAUGGACAGAGAGUUUUUUCACACUUCUAAUACAAUCAAACACACCUAAUCAAGGUUGUGGGCUUCACUGGAAAAUUACAGGCUAGUGCAUUAGAGUAGGCUCGAAACUAAGCUCUCUGGUAAAGCAGAGUUUAAAGUUAGUCCAGGAAAACAAAUCCUGGCCAUAUGCUCAAGGAGACCCCAUGAGAGACCCUGUUCAGACAGCAUAUUUUCUGUACAAUGCUACAUCGUGGUUUGAAUUAGUGAGUGAAAAGCUAAAUAUUGAUGUACAGA